AUGUCCUUGUGGUUCCAAGACCGUGAACUUCCUGGCUCGGCCCAAUGGUGCAAAACCCAAUCUGACGAAGAGCGCAUGCACGGUCUAAAGAUUUUCGAUCACAUUGUAAAGAGGCGGGCAAAGGGGGCUUUGGUGCACGCAAUCGGGCAACAAAAGUUUUCGUAUGAUGACCCUUUGCAGAUUUGGGAAAAGGCUCUGGAACAAGAACAGCUCAACUCGGUUGCCAUCAUGGAUCUCGUCCGACAGGCGCGAGAAGAGGGUGACUAUACGACCGACACGUUUCUUCAGUGGUAUGUCGCGGAACAGCUUAAUGAAGAAACGUCUGUGAAGGAUAUUUUGGAAAAUGCUAAACGGGUCGCCGCAACGACUGGGUUGUAUGUUACAUUUGAUUCGCAAAUAACGAGGAAGCCACAUUGA
This is a messenger RNA of Spizellomyces punctatus DAOM BR117, 417 nucleotides long. RefSeq lists its product as uncharacterized. Gene Ontology annotation, molecular function: ferric iron binding; ferrous iron binding. Gene Ontology annotation, biological process: iron ion transport; intracellular iron ion homeostasis. Gene Ontology annotation, cellular component: cytoplasm. Lineage: Eukaryota; Fungi; Chytridiomycota; Chytridiomycetes; Spizellomycetales; Spizellomycetaceae. The coding region runs from base 1 to 417 and encodes 138 amino acids. The record is from RefSeq and is a predicted model, not a curated record. The transcript is spliced from 3 exons.